Molecule: messenger RNA, 3428 nt
Organism: Protopterus annectens (West African lungfish)
Lineage: Eukaryota; Metazoa; Chordata; Ceratodontiformes; Protopteridae
Product: smoothelin-like protein 2
Exons: 9
Coding region: 472-1914 (480 amino acids)
Biological process (GO): actin cytoskeleton organization
Cellular component (GO): filamentous actin; microtubule organizing center
Molecular function (GO): protein binding
Source: RefSeq, a predicted model, not a curated record
AAUUAUGCUUUAUCCCCACACAGGCCACAUGUACAUAUCUUUUUGUCCUAGCAGGCAGGAUACCAUAAGCAGCAUUUGAUGUCUGAGGUAUUUUGAGUUUUGGCUGAAGCAGAAAUCCUUGCAGUUUGGCACGAGCAGUGAAAGGGGUGUGCAUAUGUAAACUACUUCACCCUGUAAAUUAAGAAGUUAGCCGUGUAACAGAAACCCCGAGGCUUUUUAAAAAUAAACUAACUGGCAGUGAAUUUAUAAUUCACUAGAAAGACAUGAGUCAACCCAGAAAAUUCGACAUAAUUUGAGAGAAAGCUGGUUUGGUGCGGACGGGUGAGAAUCCGCGAGCCAGAAGUUGAGAAGGCGACGACCUCAAACAACACUUGUGCAGUUUCCCAGUUUGUCUCACUUACUUAACUUGAACUGGAGGAAGUAGUGUCUGGGCUGUAAACAAAAUAGCCGUAGCUGUUUGACAGAAUCGCAAUGGACCGUUCAGAGCUGGCCGAACUCAAUGACCAGGACGCCCAGGCUGUAUGCGAGGCCCUCGGGCGUUACGAAGACACCCUUCACAAUGCUGUCCGCGAAAUUCACGUAGACAUUCAGGUGUUCAAGCGCGGCGUGGAUCGGCAGGUGGAGGACAUGCUGAAGCUCGUAAGUCCCCUUUCCCGGACAGUGACGGACUUACAGCAGGAAAACCAGCAGCUAAGGAUGCAGCUGGAGCGGCUUACCCGGCAGGUGGAAUUACUAAGUAAAUCGGCCGGGCUUUCGGAGGGAUGGAGUCUGCAGAAGAACGGCAUGGAGCAGACCUCGCAGUCCUCUGUCUCAAACCACACGUCCGGGUCACGUUUCUCUACCUUUGCAGCGGUAUCGGUACCCGGGAAAGGCAGUAAUGCAAACCAUGAAGAGAAUGUGAUUCAAAACAAGAGGCUAUCCGGCACAUCCAUAGUGGAGAAUGGACAGCCAAUAACCACAGACCAUGUCAGACCAUCACAUGCAGUUACCUCACCACAGCAUCAGGUUUCCCACUCUACAACGCAGGUUCACAGCUCACCAGCCAGUCAAAUGCCUCACUUGCCGGUGACUGCAGUGACACGAAUGUCGGAGAGGUUUUCAGCAGAAACAUCAGCUACUUCAGCAGCCAGUAGUGAAUUUAGUAGCCAGUCAUUGCACAGUAAGAGCUAUCAGGAGGCCGGACUAGAAUAUCUGAAUAAGCCAAGUUCCCGAAAGUCUUGGAGUCCAAGUACUGUGAAGACGAUGGGUUCUCUCACUUCACCUGAUAAAAGCAUUACAGUCACCAAGUCUUUGUCGUCAGUGAGUUCUACUACCUCCAGUGGAAUAAAAACCAGCUCUAGCAGCACUGUAUUUGACAGCUACUGUGAUGUAACACCUAAAUCACAGUCUCCUCCUCCAACCAUACAUCGGCAGGUAGAAAAGAGGAGAGAGCUGGUGAGAUCACAGACACUGCCCAGAACGUCAGGAACUCAGGCACGGAAAGCAAUAUUUGAAAAACUUGAUUUGGAAAGUGGAAAAGGGCGUGGAGAGUCAAAGAUAAAGCUCAAACGAUCACAGAGUUUUGGGGUGCCGAGUGCAAGUGGUAUAAAGCAGAUUCUUCUAGAAUGGUGUCGUUCCAAAACCAUAGGAUACAAGAAAAUAGACAUUCAGAAUUUCUCAUCUAGUUGGAGUGAUGGAAUGGCAUUCUGUGCUCUUGUCCACUCUUUCUUCCCAGAAGAAUUUGACUAUGAUGCACUUAGUCCGAGUAACCCCAAGCAGAACUUUGAGACUGCAUUCACCACAGCAGAAAAACUUGCUCAGUGUGAUCGUCUAAUUGAAGUGGACGACAUGUUGAUGAUGGGACGCAAGCCAGACCCUAUGUGUGUAUUUACAUAUGUCCAAUCUCUCUACAAUCAUUUGCGCCGUUUUGAAUGACCAACCCUUUAAUGCAGAGACACUCAACUUACGACAUCUGAGGCGACUCAGGAAUGCAUCUUUUGAAUGCGAUGCCACUGCUUUAUUCAGUGCAUGCAGAGCUGCUGAGCUUGGAUCGACGGUUUUCAGUCUCGCAGAGAGCAGCAUACUGUGAUUCAGCAUGGUGCUACAUGUAGUUUUAGCUGUAUUAUGCUACGUUGUUGUUUUUAAACAUGCAAGGACAUGUUUUAAAGGUGCAGAGACUUAAUUUUUUAAUAACAAAGGCUGUUUUUCUACACUGGGAUGGUAUCAAGCUCCCCAGUGACCCUCCCUAAGAUAAAGCAGGUACUGGAAAAUGAAUGAAUAAGAGCCCUGUAUCAAUCAGUGCAUUCUAAAACUGUAGCUUUUUUUGCUACACCAACUGGUCUGUCUAAUAGGAGACAUUAUUCUUGGUAGAAAAAUGUUCCUGCAUCUAUAAUCCUUUAAAUAGUUAUAAAAACCCAUGUGUCGCAUGUGUGUUACUCCUUUAGUUCCAUGAAUUUACAUAUGCCAACUUUACCGGAAUUCCUAUGCAUUUUAAUGCAUACUUCUGCUGCCUGUCAGCUGCACUGUUUUUUUUCUUUCUGCAUGUUUGGAUACCUGGAAUUAUUAUGCAGUGUUUUUUUUCACAUUAAUUUGAAUGAAUUUCUUGUUUUGUUCCAGACUGUUUCUGGGUGCUGCACUUCCCUGGUUACUUUUAGAUAGCACACAUUUAAUUGAUGCUACAACAGCUUGUAUGGCCUUUACUGCAUCAAUUACUCUGACUUUAGUUCUUUGCAUGGUGUGUUGAGGGCCUCUAGGUGAGAUUAAAUUGAUGGAGUUCGUCCUGCUACAUAUUAGAGAUCGUCGAAUAUGCUCCGAUUCAGAAUGUGAGACUGAUGCUAGAUCAUGUAAUAAAGCUGCCUUUGUAAAUAAUGCUGAAACCUCAACUGACUUACUCAAGAACUUGUAAACCACAGCACUCUAACGUCAGUAAAUAAGUUCCGAAGUAGAAUGCAUUUCCUUAUUUAAACAAAGAUCUUGCAUAUGUUUAAAAAAUGGUUUGAAAGAGGCUUCAAGCAUGACUUUUGGAGCACACAGUUUUAAUUGCACCCAAUACUAAGUAUAUAAUUAAUUUCAGUGAAACAAAGUACUAAGUUUUAAGAAAAAAAUGAAUCUGUGUAAAACUAUUGUACUGCAAACCUCUGGCAAUUUUGAAGAAAUAAUGAUACAGGACAGGGCUGCUAUGCAGUCGGUAAGUCUGGACUUCGUGUUUUCUGAGGUUUCAGUGCAAAAUGAUUCAUGUACUCUACUGCUUACUUCAGUUUGCAGCAAGAUGGAUCUUUGAACAAAGGUAAGAUACGUACCCUGUGUACCUUCCAAAAAUGUGAGUAAAAGGCAGUUUCCUAUUGUAGACUACAAUUUACUAUUGAUUGUAACAUUUUCUUUCUACGUUUCCUUCCUCCUGUGGCCUUCUUCCAAGAUGAAAUAAACCAACUUAUUAAUGGAAAUAACAG